Elephantulus edwardii (Cape elephant shrew) is the source of this 975-nucleotide messenger RNA. RefSeq names its product BCL2-like 14 (apoptosis facilitator) (gene BCL2L14). Gene Ontology annotation, biological process: regulation of apoptotic process. The coding region runs from base 1 to 975 and encodes 324 amino acids. The record is from RefSeq and is a predicted model, not a curated record. The transcript is spliced from 5 exons. Lineage: Eukaryota; Metazoa; Chordata; Mammalia; Macroscelidea; Macroscelididae.
AUGUGCACCAGCCGUGACUGUGACCUAGAGGAAAUACCCCUGGAUGAUGAUGACUCAGACAGCAUUGAAUUCAAAAUCCUGGCUUUUUAUGCCAAACACCACGUCUACAAAAACACCCCUGCCGUCUACUCAUCAAAGCUGACGAGAACAAGAAGUUUAUCCCAGAAGGGCCUGGGGAGUUGGUCAACAAGUGACCCAUGGACACUGGUGCCCAGACCUCCUAGAACUUCCCAAUCCACUGACAAGUCCUUUGCCAAGAAGUCUCCUUGGAGAGUAUUAUUUGAAGGAGGAACACAGAAAGAAGAUUCUAGAGAAUUACAUAAUCAAGGAGUAUUUGAACCUGAGGGUUUGAGUAUUCAACGUUGGUCCAGACUCCGUUUUAAUGCAGGACCCCACAUAGAACCAGAAGCCGUGAACCCCAAAGUUGUUUCCAUUGCCAACCGAGUUGCUGAAAUUGUUCAUUCCUGGCCACCCCCAGAAGACAGCCACACCCAGGGAGCAAGCUCCAAGUUCAAAGGAAGAAUUAAACGACAGGGUCUCAUCUACUCCCCCAAGUGCCUAGUCACUGAGUCUAGUGACACAAGCACUAAGAAAGAUGAAGAAGACCAAAUAAUAGCCAAAAUUGUUGAGUUGCUGAAAUAUUCAGGGGACCAGUUGGACAAUGAGUUGAGGAAAGACAAAGCUUUGAUGAGCAGUUUACAGGAUGGGCUGAACCACUACUCUGUCUUCAAGACUAUCACAGACAAGUUCCUCACAGGUGUGGACACCAGGGGAGAGUCAGAGGCCAAAGCUUGGGGCUUUAAGGCGGCCCUUGCAAUAGACAUUGCUGCCAAGCUCACUGCCAUCGACAACCACCCCAUGAACAGAGUGCUGGGCUUUGGCACCAAGUACCUACAGGAUAACUUCUCCCCCUGGAUUCAGAGGCAUGGUGGAUGGGAAAAAGUACUUGGGAUAUCAAAUGAAGAAAUAGACUGA